GACUUUUAUUUUGAAGGGGAGAGUGGAGGCAGCUGUGGGGAAUGUAAACAGUGCUGGACACUCAAAGCUUCAGGUCCUGAGCUAUGUCGGUGUGCUCAGCCCUCCUGAGCCGGCGUGUGACUGGAGGCGGCUGCAGGUCGCUGUGUGCUGUUCCUCCAUCUCUCAUCCACAUCAGAUCAGCCAGGUUAGCUGAGCCGGGUACAAGAAGAUCUGAAGAGGAACCACUAUGGGAGGAGACAGGGAACCUGCCGUUCUCCAGAGCAAAGAUAGGAUCCUUCAUCCAGGAAAGACCCGUUCUGAAGAACCCGUUUCUAGAGGACGCUUUGCUGAGAGGAUACCUGAGGAGACACCUGCCACACGAGGCAGCUUUUUCAGAUUUAUGUGCAUUUGGAGAGCGUGUGGCUAAUGAGGUGGACGAGUGGGGCAGAGAGUGUGAGAUCACCCCCCCACGGUUGGUGCACUUUGAUCCCUGGGGGCGAAGAGUUGACCACAUCGUGACCUCCUCCGCCUGGAAACGCAUGAAAGACCUCUCGGCACAGGAAGGCCUGGUCGCCAUUGGCUAUGAGAGGUCAUUCGGCGAGUGGAGCCGUGUGUACCAAAUGAGCAAGUUGUACAUCUUCUCUCCGUCCUCUGGUCUCUACACCUGUCCUCUGGCCAUGACUGACGGAGCUGCCAAAGUCAUCCAGUCCAUAGGUGUUUCAUGGCCGGUAGAUGAAGCCUACAGUCGUUUGACCACUCGUCAGCCUGAGCGUUUCUGGACGUCUGGACAGUGGAUGACGGAGAGACAGGGAGGAUCUGACGUGGGCAGCGGCACAGAGACGGUGGCUGCUCCCCAGGCGGACGGUUCUUACAAACUUCACGGCUUCAAGUGGUUCACCUCUGCAACAGACGCAGACAUGACUCUGACUCUGGCCAGAGAGCAGGACAGAUCAGGAGCUACCACACCAGGCAGCCGGGGUUUGUCGUUGUUCUACGCAGAGGUGAGCAGAGGUGAGGAUGGACGACUGAAGGGGAUAGAGGUUCAGAGACUGAAGGACAAGCUGGGCACAAGACAGAUGCCGACUGCUGAGUUACUGCUGGACGGCCUGCAGGCACACAGGAUCUCAGAGGAAGGGAGAGGUGUGGCCUCCAUAGCUAACAUGCUGACGAUAACCAGGAUACACAACAGCAUCUCUGCAGCAGCCGCAAUGAGGAGGGUCGUCCAGUUAGCUGGGGACUAUGCCACUCGCCGCACUGCCUUUGGAAAGCUUCUCAAAGAUCACCCGCUACACAUGCAGACUCUCGCCAGGAUGGAGGUGGAGACCCGUGGAGCGUUCCUUCUGGUGAUGGAUGUGUGUCGUCUGCUGGGCCGAGAGGAGAGCGGCGUGGCGACUGAGCUCGAUGCACAUCUGCUGCGUCUGCUGACUCCUGUCGUCAAACUGUACACUGGGAAGCAGGCGGUGGCUGUGGUGUCGGAGGGUUUGGAAAGCUUCGGUGGACAGGGCUACAUUGAGGAUACCGGGCUGCCUGGACUACUUCGCGAUGCACAGGUGUUGAGUAUAUGGGAAGGUACCACAAAUGUCCUGUCUCUGGACGUGCUGCGCUGCGUGGCUCGUAGCUCAGGAAUGGUUCUUCACGCUUUCUUCACCCACGCCAAGUCCCUGCUUGCAGGAGCAUCGAAUGUUUCCUCCUUGAGCCCGGCGGUGACAGCAGUGGACGCUGCUCUCUCUGAACUGAAGGACUUUGUUCAGGUUGCAGCUACUAGAGAACCCGGCUACCUGGAACUGGCAGCCAGAGACCUGGCUUUUAGCCUCGCUCGCAUCUACACAGGUGCCCUUCUCAUUGACCAUGCAUCUUGGAAAGAAGCUUCUUCAUCUGACACCUAUGCAGCUCUCAGAUGGUGUGAGCAGGACUUGUGUCCUGUGGCGACUCAGCAGGCGAGAGGCUGCUAUGAUCCCAGCACGGCACCACUGGAUGCUGCACUAGUGUAUGACCGGCCGACACAAGGCUGAACGUUCACUGAUAACGGAUAAACUCACUCUGAUUAUUUUGUAAUUUACUGUAUCCCAGAUUUAUUGUAUUUUGUAGAUGAUUUUUUUUAAAUAAAACCCACUU
Molecule: messenger RNA, 2094 nt
Organism: Trematomus bernacchii (emerald rockcod)
Lineage: Eukaryota; Metazoa; Chordata; Actinopteri; Perciformes; Nototheniidae
Product: acyl-CoA dehydrogenase family member 11-like
Exons: 15
Coding region: 84-1991 (635 amino acids)
Molecular function (GO): oxidoreductase activity, acting on the CH-CH group of donors
Source: RefSeq, a predicted model, not a curated record